Molecule: messenger RNA, 468 nt
Organism: Myzus persicae (green peach aphid)
Lineage: Eukaryota; Metazoa; Arthropoda; Insecta; Hemiptera; Aphididae
Exons: 1
Coding region: 1-468 (155 amino acids)
Source: RefSeq, a predicted model, not a curated record
AUGCGCACCAUGAAGGAGUUCAAGCUGUCUGGAUCUCUCAAGACUGUCUACUGCUUUUUAGUCCGAAGCAUGCUAGAGUAUGCGUCUGUGCUCUGGGACCCAUUUGUGGUUAUUGAUUCUUGCCACUUAGAGCGUGUACAAAGGCGCUUUCUGUCGUCUGCAGCUUACAUGCUAAAAAUUGUCCAUCCUCCUCACGACUAUACUCCAGUAUUGCGCGCACUUAGCCUUACAUCUUUAGCAGAUAGGCGCGUUAAAGCUAAUCUGGCCUUUUUAAAAAAGUUAAUCUAUGGUUCCUUAAAUGCCCCUUCACUGCUUAUCCAAGUAAACUUUAAAGUUCCACAUCGGGCCACAAGGUCUCGAGUUCCUUUUACUGUACCUCUCCACUUUACCAAUUACGGUAAAAACAAACCAAUUGACCGCAUGAUGCGGUUGGCUAACGAGGACCCCUCCUUUCUCAGUUUACCUUAA